AUGACUCAAGAAUUUGAUUUCACCAAUCAUUCACAUCGCCGCUUUAACCCACUAACGAAGAAAUUCAUAUUAUGUUCUCCUCAUAGAGCUAAGAGACCAUGGCAGGGUGCUAAAGAAGAAAUCAAGAAGACUGCCUUACCUGAAUAUGAUCCAAAAUGUUAUCUUUGUCCUGGAAAUAUAAGAGCUACUGGUGAUGUUAAUCCAAAAUAUGAUGCUACUUUUGUUUUCACAAAUGAUUAUCCGGCUGUUAAGUUAGAGCAACCAGAUUAUGUUGAGAAGGAACCUGAAAGUUCGUUGAAAGGGAGAUUAUUAAAGACUGAAGGUGCAAGAGGGAAAUGUUUUGUUCUUUGUUUUAGUCCAAAACAUAAUUUGACUUUACCUUUGAUGUCGAUUGAAGAAUUGACUAAUGUUGUUAAUGCAUGGCAAUCAUUAUAUCGAGGCUUGUUGAUUGAAUCUACUGAAGGUUCUGCUCCUUAUAAAUAUUUACAAAUCUUUGAAAAUAAGGGAUUUGCUAUGGGUUGUUCUAAUCCACAUCCUCAUGGUCAAGCUUGGUGUUUGGAUAUGGUUCCAACUGAAGUUGAAGAAGAAUUACAAAAUAUGACCGAAUAUUAUAACACAAACAAGACACAUUUAUUUGGUGAUUAUGUUGAACUUGAAAUAAAAGAGAAAGAAAGAAUUGUUGCUGAAAAUGAUUCCUUCUUGGUAGUUGUUCCAUAUUGGGCAUUAUGGCCAUUUGAAACAUUAUUAAUAUCUAAAGAACAUUUAAGAUCAACUGAAGAUUUCAAUGAUAAGCAUAAAGAAGAUUUAGCAUCUAUCUUAAAGGUAUUGACAACCAAAUAUGAUAAUUUGUUUAACACCUCAUUCCCAUAUUCUAUGGGUAUACAUCAAGCUCCACUCAAAUGUUCCAAAGAACAUAAAGAUUGUUCUUGGUUCCAUAUGCAUUUCUAUCCUCCAUUAUUAAGAUCAGCAACUGUUAAGAAAUUCUGUGUUGGGUUUGAAAUGUUGGGAGAAGCUCAAAGAGAUUUGACAAGUGAGCAAGCCGCAGCCAGAUUACAAGAGUUAUCUGGUGAUGAUCAUUAUAUGAAUAAAUUGUAA
Molecule: messenger RNA, 1095 nt
Organism: Hemisphaericaspora subhashii
Lineage: Eukaryota; Fungi; Ascomycota; Pichiomycetes; Serinales; Debaryomycetaceae
Gene: GAL7
Product: UDP-glucose:hexose-1-phosphate uridylyltransferase
Exons: 1
Coding region: 1-1095 (364 amino acids)
Biological process (GO): beta-D-galactose catabolic process via UDP-galactose, Leloir pathway
Cellular component (GO): cytoplasm
Molecular function (GO): zinc ion binding; UDP-glucose:hexose-1-phosphate uridylyltransferase activity
Source: RefSeq, a predicted model, not a curated record